AUGAACGGUGACGAGCAAUUGCUAGCGUCGGCGUUGUCAGCGCAAUACGAUAUCGAACGGUUAUAUCCACCGUAUUUGCGACACUAUGCCAACGGUCGUCACAAUUUGACCGUGUAUGAUUCGCUGGCUGCACACGAAUGGAAACAAUGUCCUGCUAUUUCUAAAGAAGUUGCAAAAUCAAAAUCAAAACACCAUCAUCGGGUAUCAUCUGCUGCUUCUGAGUCUUCGACGAUUCUUCGACGGAACUCCUCUGAAUGGCUAUACGCACAAGCGAUUACUCUUAUCGUUUUAUAUUUGUUAACGCUCAGGUUACUGUGA
This is a messenger RNA of Anisakis simplex (herring worm), 318 nucleotides long. The record is from the annotation of a GenBank genome assembly. NCBI's taxonomy places the organism in Eukaryota, Metazoa, Nematoda, Chromadorea, Rhabditida, Anisakidae.